AUGCUCAGAACUACUUUAAGGACCAUCGUUAGGAACACUUCUUAUGGAGGCAUAACUAGUAGGUGUGCAUCUAGUGUCGCUGCACCUGCUGCUAAGAAAUCUCGAUUUGAUAAAAGCGUUGUCAAACCUUUGCUAGUAUUAGUAGUAUUUGGAUCAGUGCUAACAAAUGUAAUGGAAGAGAGGAGAAAAUAUAGUGAUAUGGAGAGAAGGUAUCAACUGAAGAUUAAUAAGCUUGAAGAGCUGAUUGAAAGAGCAAACGUUGGCGAAAAGAAUCUGGAUAUCGCUGCUGAGCUGAAAAUAAUUGAUGCACUAUUCAAAGUGAGUCAGAAUCAAAGAUAUACAGGUAUAAUUGGAAAUACCAAGCAUCACAAUGGUCCUAGCACUCCGCUUAAGAGCAAACAGGACAACGAAGAAAGCUUGGAAGACAUCUGGCAAGAGUUAGUAUCUUCUUUGGAAGAAGACGAGUUAAAACUGAAGAGAGAACAAGAAUUAAAUAAAGCAAAGCUAAGCAAUGAGCUGGUCACAGAUAAGCAGUUGCUGAAAGAGCAAAAGAAAAAAGAGGAGCUUGAAAAAAACUUAGUUCCUUCUCAUGCAACACACACAAUUGUCAGCACUCCAGGUGAAGUAUCUGAAGCCGCCAAAGACACAUCAUUGAAAAGGUUUGUAUAA
This is a messenger RNA of Nakaseomyces glabratus, 669 nucleotides long. It is a transcript of the gene INA22, whose product is annotated as Ina22p. NCBI's taxonomy places the organism in Eukaryota, Fungi, Ascomycota, Saccharomycetes, Saccharomycetales, Saccharomycetaceae. The record is from RefSeq and is a predicted model, not a curated record.